CGGACGAAGCCUUUCUCAAUCGACAUCAGACGUCGCUAGGGUUCCCGGCGCUUGCGCCAAACCAGAGUCUAUAUUAAAAUGGAGGAGAAGAGUCGGAUCGCUGAGCGAGAAGUCCAGAAGGAUGAUAAUCAAGAGAAGGAUGUCAAAAGCAAAAGCUCGAAAAAACGCGAUCGCAAGAAGAAGACCCAGCCUCCAGCGAACUCGACCUCGACGUCCGAAAAUCACAAUGAACUCGUGCCCCACGCCGGAGGCGGAGGAAUUGCCGGAGCAACGGCAACCGAAGAUGGCGAUUUGCCGGCAACGAUAAAUAUAUCGAUAAAGGAUAUAAAAUUGGCCAUGGAAGUCUUCAACAUACAGCAUAAACCUGCGAAAACUCAGGAGGAAGCCAUGCAAAAGGCUUACCAAUUUUGGAGCACUCAACCAGUGCCGAAAAUGGACGAGAAGAUAGAGAGGAACGAACCGAUCGAGCCUGACAAUCCUUCCGUGAGAGCCGAGCCUUAUUCCCUGCCAGCAGAUUUCCAAUGGGACACUCUAAAUCUCGACGAUCCGCUCGUUCUUGCCGAGCUCUAUUCCCUUCUCUCCGAAAACUACGUCGAGGACGAUGACGCCAUGUUUAGGUUCGACUACCCACCGGAUUUCUUGAAAUGGGCGCUCCAACCACCUGGCUGGUGCAAGGAAUGGCACUGCGGUGUUCGGGUCACUAAAAGUGGCCGAUUGGUUGGAUUUAUCUCGGCCAUACCAGCAACGCAGCGCGUUUACAAUCACGUACAAAAAAUGGUAGACAUCAAUUUUCUCUGCGUUCACAAGAAAUUACGAUCGAAGCGGGUAGCACCAGUUUUGAUUCGCGAGAUAACGAGGCGGGUGAAUCUACAGGGUAUAUUCCAAGCAGUAUAUACCGCGGGUGUUGUAUUACCAAAGCCCAUUGCUACGUGUCGCUAUUGGCAUCGUUCACUCAAUCCAAAGAAACUCAUUGAGAUUAAAUUUUCUCAUUUGUCGCGCAAUAUGACGAUGCAAAGGACAUUAAAGCUUUACAAAUUGCCGGAGAACACCAAAGUGCCUGGAUUCAGGAAAAUGGUGUACACGGAUGUGCCACAAGCUCAUAAAAUUUUGGGUGAAUACUUGGAAAAAUUCGAUCUCGCACCAGUCUUCACCGUAGAGGAAUUUCACCAUUGGUUUUUGCCCCAAAAUGGCAUUAUAAAUAGUUUUGUCGUUGAAAACGACGGAAAGAUAACGGAUAUGGUCAGUUAUUAUACACUACCGAGUUCCGUUAUGCAUCAUGCUACGCACAAAACACUCAAAGCAGCUUACAGUUUUUAUAACGUUUCUACCGUCACUCCAUGGGUUGAGCUCAUGACGGAUGCUUUGAUUUCGGCAAGAAACUUGGGCUUCGACGUGUUCAAUGCAUUGGACCUGAUGGAGAACAAAGAAUUCUUGGAAACGCUGAAAUUCGGAAUAGGCGACGGUAAUUUGCAGUACUACUUGUACAACUGGCGUUGUCCGAGUAUGCAACCGCACAAGAUUGGCUUGGUACUCCAGUAAAGAGAGAUAGCGAGAAAACAAGAGGAGGAAAAGAAGAAAGAAGAAACGAUGGUUGAAGAAAUGAAUGUCUCGGGAUUUUUUUUGUUUUUAAUUUGUAUUUUGCCCUCGCGUCGAUCAAGCUCGCUCGAUAGUGUUUUAGACAAUUUUUCCGUGAAGACACGAUUCGCGCUGAGUUUAUGAAAUGCGCAGAAAAACAAUACCCACGGUGACAAGGAUCGUCUUUGGCAUCGUGGCUUUUAAGAACGAUUGAACAAAAAAUAAUGGCAAUUAUACAAGACCAAAAUUCCUAUAAUUGCGUAUAUUGGAGAAAAAAAUGGAAAACCGAUUGGUGAAGGAACUCGAAACAAAUCUUAAUACGGUAAAAACACGUUGAGAAACAAAGAAAAAUGACGCAAACUUGAUGACGUGAUUGUCUUGUGAUCGAUCGUGUAUCCCAAUCGUCGUAGAUACCCCAACAAGAGUGCGAGAUUCACUCGAAACCGUUUUUGACGAACGAAAAAAGAGAGAAAGCAAAAAAUACCAAGAUAAUCCGGUUAUGAUGAUGAUAAUAAUAAUAUUUAAAAAAAUCUAAUUCAAAUUUAAUCGUUGUUUUGUUUCUCAGCCAGACUGAGAGAUAGCCAUUUCGAAAUGAUUACUCCUUCGAAUUUUAUUCUUUCCCCAACCGAUUAUCUCGUCAUCUUCCACUCAAUUUCCCAUUAAUAAACGUGCCAAGUAUUUAUUUCAUUCCCAUUUAUUUAUUCUCUACUCUUACGUUGCAACUUCAAAUAUCAUGAUGCUUUUAUUAUCAUGAGGACGAAGCUUUAAUGUGGAAAUAACAAAUAACGCAUCGAAAUAUCGAUCGAUACAAAUCAAGUUUUUUUUUUCCUAUAAAUUGUUGAGCCUCAACGUACGCGUGGGCUCUCAAAUACUCCGAACAAACUUCAGUCCAAAGUUGCAAUAUCUGAUCUUUUCAAAAUUCAUUUUCAAUUGUAUGUUAAUGAAAACGAAAAUUUCGAAAAGCAUCAUAUUCGAGUACGUACGGCAGGGAUCGCGUUCGUUUUCUUUUAAUACUCUGCGUCGAGCCACUUCCGCGGCUUUUUAUUUUUUCAAUAAACAACUCCAGCUAAGAAUCGACAAAUUCUGCAAUCAUGUUAAUCUGCAUUAAGGUGUUCCUGUAGAUACACGUAUGAACUGGAGAUUUUGACAGAAGCGUACCAACAACAAAACCAAUUCCAUCAGAUAGAAACUUUUAGAGGGCCUCGAUCAGUCCGUGCUAGAAGCGUUGUCAAACUGUCACAAUAUUAGAAUAUCUAAUGAAAUUGGUAUAAUUCGAUGUAAAAAUUCAAUUACUACAACUCCUCGCAAUACUUGAACUCAAACAAACUUCCUUCCAAAAUUUUUACUCUGAGAACCGCGUUUUCAAAUGUUUUCGAAAACUUUCAAAAAUGUAUGACGUAUUGUUCGUUGUGAGUCGAUAUUUUCGAACCCGAGCUGUCACAAAAUGGACAUUUUUUAAUUCUACGAUUGUUCUGUUUGUACGAGUGUUUUCAAUGAAUAAUCCCAAGAUCCUUCUGGCACUUGUGAUAAAAAAUUUGGGCAAAACCCUACCCGCUUGUUUCAAUACAGACGUCACGUGCAAAAAUAAAAGACCGAUUUUUCCAAUCAUCUAACAAACUACGUAGCGAAUCGAACUAAAAAUUAGGAAACCGGUUCGUGAAGGUUGGGUCUAGAUGACAUCAAAAUUUUAGAUGAUUCCUAUGAUUCGAAAAAAUCUAAGCAAAUGCCUUAGACUUCGUAUUCAUUAAAGAUUGAAAUCGUAAAAAA
This is a messenger RNA of Venturia canescens, 3342 nucleotides long. RefSeq names its product N-myristoyl transferase (gene Nmt). Gene Ontology annotation, molecular function: glycylpeptide N-tetradecanoyltransferase activity. The transcript is spliced from 7 exons. The record is from RefSeq and is a predicted model, not a curated record. Gene Ontology annotation, biological process: N-terminal peptidyl-glycine N-myristoylation. Gene Ontology annotation, cellular component: cytoplasm. Bases 79 to 1539 code for a protein of 486 amino acids. Lineage: Eukaryota; Metazoa; Arthropoda; Insecta; Hymenoptera; Ichneumonidae.